AUGGCUUUCCUAAUGCGACGGCCGUUUGCCAUCACGGCGGCUCUGAAGCAAGCUACGCCUCGAGGUGCAAACACCAUUAGAUUCGUCCACAACACACCCUUGAAAGGCUCUUCAGCUGCCAAACCAUCGACACCUGCCUUUCCAUCAUCAAUUUUGGCCCGAUCAAAGCAGAGUUUCCAGAAUGCGUUCCGUCGCAGCUACAUGCAAGAAACCUACCGAGCUCCUAACCAGGGCGAAUUCACUUCGAAGCUUCUCUACGGUGCCGCCAUCGUCGGUGGAACUGUUCUUGCCACAAACCUGGUCUUCAACCGCGAAACCCGCGAGGAUGGCGGCAUGCCCGUUUACGAGAGACAGUACCUGAAUGAGACCUUUAUGCAUACAGGCCUGGGUCUUGGUAUCAUUGCUAUCGCUGCCCGUGCCUUGCAUACCAGUGGAUGGUCACUUCGACUCAUGUCGGCAAGCCCAUGGGCUGUUGUUGGCUUGGGUCUGGUUGCCAGCAUUGGUACCAUGUAUGGAACAUUGUACACCCCGCCUGAAAACUACCUACUUAAAUACGGUCUUUGGGCUGGUUUCAACGUUACCCAGGCUGCUCUCUUGUCGCCUCUGAUGUUCUUGUCUCCCGCUCUUCUUGCUCGCGCCGGUCUCUACACCGUUGGUAUGAUGGGCUCGAUCGCAUUCGUUGGUGCUACUGCCAAGCAGGAAAAGUACCUGUACCUCGGUGGUCCCCUCUUGGCCGGUGUUGCCGUUGUCGCUCUGUCCGGCUUUGCUCCUCUGGUCCUUCCGGCUACCGCUGCUCGCACAUUGAUGUGGUCUGAACGUCUUUGGUUGUACGGUGGGUUGGCUGUCUUUGGCGGCUUCACUCUCUAUGAUAUCCAGCGAAUUCUGUACCACGCUCGCCUUGCCGAACGUGGCCUGGUCCGGAGAGACCCCGUCAACGAGAGUGUCAGCCUUGAGUUGGACUUUAUCAACAUCUUUGUCCGCAUGGUCCAAAUCCUUGGUAUGCGAAACAACAACCGACGCUAA
Molecule: messenger RNA, 1023 nt
Organism: Talaromyces rugulosus
Lineage: Eukaryota; Fungi; Ascomycota; Eurotiomycetes; Eurotiales; Trichocomaceae
Exons: 2
Coding region: 1-1023 (340 amino acids)
Cellular component (GO): mitochondrial inner membrane
Source: RefSeq, a predicted model, not a curated record